Molecule: messenger RNA, 3352 nt
Organism: Patiria miniata (bat star)
Lineage: Eukaryota; Metazoa; Echinodermata; Asteroidea; Valvatida; Asterinidae
Exons: 2
Coding region: 291-1067 (258 amino acids)
Source: RefSeq, a predicted model, not a curated record
CGUGCAAACACGACAGCAUCGUGCUUCUCUAAGCACACCAGGCAGAAAAGCCAUUCCGCCAACUUGUCUCGGGUCAAUCCGGACGGUGAGCGUCUUGCCAUGUCUACGUUUUUAACGAGUCACAAAGUAAAAUGCACCAAAGCGUCCCAUUCACCGACUGAAUUUAUGACCGUCAGGACGAACCCACCACACAAACUGCGGAAGUCAUUGGUGUUAAAGGCGUACAAGCUCUGAACUUCGACAUGCAUAGGAUACCGGAUGUGCACGUAUGUAGCGACAUGUGUUGAGGAAUGGAGCUUGGUGCUGGCAGUAGAUUUUUUCUCAAAAACCCAGAGAGCGGGUUCAAAAUCAAGAUCGAAAUGCCAAAGGAUGGAAUCUUCAAACGCAUUAGAAAGUCUUUCGUCAAACGGGGCAAGUCGACAACAGAGGGAUUCGAACCGCCGAACCAACCCCCACCAGUACCUCCACGGCGCCAUGGCGCCAAUCAGGAGCCAGAAGAGAACGAGUAUCAGCCCUUGGUGUUCAAGGAAAGGAACAGAGAGCCCAUGGCGGGUAACGAAGUCCCGCAACGUGAACCAGCGAGAAUACCCGAGAGUGAGAUGGCACUGAACCUAGACGAGGAUAUUUAUCUGCCACCAGAAUCUUAUGAUCGUCAGGUUUAUGUAAAUGAGGACUUGUUUCCAGGCCCUCCAAAGGGUCAGAAAAGGGCCAAGCAACUUCCACGGCGUGGAUCGCAGAAUCCACCGGACGUUCCACGAAGACUGCGGCCAGUGUCGGAUGGUCAUGCCUAUGUUCAGGUUGCUGAUGGUGACUAUGCCCCAAUGAGUGGACGAGAUCGAAACGUAGACGCGCCUCCGUCUCCGGGAUCGAACACCGAGUACGACUCGCAACGCGAGGACAGCUUCGGUGACGACAUCGACGAGGCGUACAAGCGUCUGCGCCAAGACUACGAGAAUGCGAAGCUGGAUAGCGACUGCCCGACAACCCCACAAAAGGUGGCGCCUUUGCCAACCGUAAACCAUGACGCAAAUCCUCGGGUUCCAGUGCCAGACUACUGGAUUCCUUAAAGGCUACGAACGACUUAUAAACACAACAUAAACCCGAUAGGUGUUACAACUACGCAUGUGCGUUUUAAUAAUUUAUGACGACGUCAUUUCUACGAUAAAUGCAACGGAAAAUUCACACAAGACUAUGGGGGAAGUAGUAACCGAUUGAAACUUGUGCCAUAAGUUGGAGCGCUGCAAUUGUUACACAUCAAAACUACCAGGUUAAAGAAAUGUUGCACUAACUUCGGAACAAGCCGAACUUUUCUUCAGUUUCGAUUGUGCCCGCUAGGAUUUUGCACGAAUACAGCAAAGUGUUUACACCUCAUUUGUUUUUGGCAUCCGUAGUUGAAACACCGAACUGGUUUAUUUCGACUAAAUGAGUCUUUUCCGUGUAAAAAACAACUAUUAAUUCCUAUAUUAAAAUAUCCAAGUUUUUAACUAAGCAAUUAACCACAUCAAUAAAUUGUAAUCCACUCAGACUGAUUUUAGCACUCUCCUCGUUUUUGAGGAAACCUGAAUAUCGAGGAACUAUUUUUAUAUGUAUAUAUGCCCUGACAUCAAUGUUGAAUGCAGACAUUCCUACAGACCUUCUUGUGUAAAAUCUACAAACGUGAGGUGCCUUUCUUCAUAAGCCCUGCGGCCUGCGAUAUCAAAUGCAUACAUUUCAACUGUUAUUGGUCUCAGCUAACUAUACAUUAUUUCUUUUGCAAUGUUGUCCCAAAGUUCCCAACCACUGGUGUCAAAAACUAUGACUGUGAUGUAACUAUUUGGAACCGGAGCCGAAUUUCCCUGUCUUCCUCCCCCCGCAGAAAGGUUUUCGCAGGCUUUUAGCCCAUCCAGGAAUCAGUACUUCAUACCAUAUACUUGAAUGUUUAAACUGAACUUGUGUUUAUAGCUUGUACUCUACUUUUUACUUGUACUUUACUUGUUUCCUUACUUUUUGUAUCUUUAUUUAAUAAUAUGUAAUGUAUGCGGAGCCCGAUUGGAAACCAGUUUUAACUAAGGUGUACAUACAUGUACCAUGGGGUAAAGAAAUGUAAUAAAUAAAUAAAUGAAUAAACUACAGGAUUAUCUAUAGCCAUCUCAUGGGUUCCCAAUCCACUGAAAUUCCAUUCGAUGUAUAUGUAUUUACGGUGAACAAGGAAGUAGUUUGUGUCGGUUCAUUCAUCGGUCACCUGACGGCCAAAGAAUUGGAACAGAUGUUACGGAUGUAAAAAAAAAGGAAAUACAUGUACUGUGAAUUUAUUGUUGAUUUGCUGAUAAAACAGAAUUGGGGAUAAGGUAUACUGGCCUUUUAAUGUCAGUCGUAUUUUAAACAUAAACACUUUUUUUUAACAAUUUAAAUAGGGACCGUAUCUUAUUGCAUUUUUGUGUGAAUUUCUUAUUAAUUGAUUUUUUUGUUUCUAAUGGUUUACCAUUGUAUUGUCACCUUAAAUCGGCAUGUGCCGCCAGGAUGAUUUUUAAUAACUUGUCUAUCCAUAUAUACAUGUAUAUCCAUUUACACUUGCGACACUUGCCGUUGUUUGUAAUUUUUGAAGUAGUAGCUACCAUGUUAUAAGAAAUCUUUAAGAAUUACCACUAAAUAUGUAAUGUUGAUAAUCUUAACGUAAUAUUUUCUAACAAACAAGCUGCCCCGGACAUUGGGUUGUAAACAAUCUUCAGUACUACGUGUUUGUCUUUUGGCUCAUUGUCAUUGUUCUGCUCUCAUAAAUAAACAAAAUUGAUUUCCUUAUUUUAAAAACAUAAAAAAUGAAGAUGGACGAAGGCCUUCGUUCAGGCAAAAGUGAGGAAUUGUUGGAGGGUGUUAAGUAGGCUAAUACGCUCAGAAGCGCGCCGUUCGUGAAUGAUGAAUGGACCUCGGGCUUCGCCCUCGGGCCAUCCACGAACGGCGCUCUACUCGUGUAGUUUAAGUGAACUUCUAUUCGUUACACUGGCAUGCCGUCACCCACGCGCAGGGUUAUUUGAAUACUUUCGUGAGGAUUGUAGGGCUUAAUCAAACCAUAUAAACACAGAGGACUAUUUUUGAAUCGAUUUUCUUUACCUUCCACUAAGUGAAAAAAAAGACUAAAACAAAGUACAAAAGAAGAAGAAGAAGAAGAAGAACAAAUGAAGACAAAAGCAAACAGCCCACCCCUCCUAAAAAAAGAACGAUAAUAAGCAAAAUAAAUAUGAACCACAAAAAACACCAAAAAACAAUUAAAAAAUCAGAACUUGGUUCACGAUUCGCCAGUAAAGGCCUUCCUCGCUUUCGAAACAAAAGCUGUGUUUCAUUCAUAUGUAUAGACAUAUCCAUCAUAGUACGAAUA